This is a messenger RNA of Crotalus tigris (Tiger rattlesnake), 3241 nucleotides long. It is a transcript of the gene TECRL, whose product is annotated as trans-2,3-enoyl-CoA reductase like. The transcript is spliced from 12 exons. Gene Ontology annotation, biological process: very long-chain fatty acid biosynthetic process. The coding region runs from base 2071 to 2991 and encodes 306 amino acids. Gene Ontology annotation, molecular function: oxidoreductase activity, acting on the CH-CH group of donors. Lineage: Eukaryota; Metazoa; Chordata; Lepidosauria; Squamata; Viperidae. The record is from RefSeq and is a predicted model, not a curated record.
CCUGCCUGAGCAGGGGGCUGGACUUGAUGACCUCCAAGAAUCCCUUCCAACAUUAUUAUUAUUAUUAUUAUUAUUAUUAUUAUUAUUAUUAUUAUUAUUAUUUGUAAGGGUGAACAACUGUCAUAGUGCUGCAAUAUUCAUAACUUCGGGACUUGCUCGUAAGCUCAAGUAACUUUGAACGAGCGUUAAGUGAACACUCGUAACUCGGGGAUUACCUGUAUAGUAAAAAAGACAACAUAUUUUAAGAAAGAUUUAUGAGUCAAUCAAACACACAGAGAUUAGGGAUACACCUUGAAGAAUUUCCACAUUUGAGAAAUUACAGAUUUUAAAACUGUAGUUAUAUUUCUGUUAGUUUGAUGUGAAUGUGCUGACUGCAGAAUAACAAAAUGCAGAAUCUAUGCAGAUUAAGUUUUAAAUCUCAUGGAAGACCAAUUUUAAAUGUAAGUCAAGUAUAAUAUGCAAUACAUUAAUCAGGAGUAUGCACAAAAGAGAAAAACUAUCUUCUUUUAAUCAAAUUAUCAAAAUAUUUUAGGUGGGCAUGGUUUAGCAGAAACAAAAUCUAGAGAAAUCCCAGAGUGAUUUUACAAAUGAGUAGAUCAAUGUUUAUGACCAUGUCCCCUUUUCUUCCUUCCUUUAUUCUCUAUGAAGUCACAAUUGCCUGCUUCCUAUUCUCUGGGCAGAAGUUUCUUUCUAUAGCUCCCAAAAUGAUGUGAGUUACCAGCUCAAAUGCUCCCAAUCUUUCUAAUAUUUAUCCUCACCUACUGCUACUGAAAUCUACAUCAUAAAAUGGGGAUGUGGUGGCUUUGCACUGGAAGAGCAUAGGCAGGGUUUUUCCUUCGCUUUUAAUUUUUCACUACUUUCUUCGUUACUAUUGGGGUUAUGGGUCAGGGUGACAAACUUGCAACGUCACGUGAUAUGUCGCGACAUAUCGUGACUUUUUUGCCAUUGCUGGUAAUGGGAUGGGCAUGGUUUCACUAUGAUGCAUCCACCCCGCAGGCCAGCAAUUUGACACCCCUAGUCUACAACAUCAAAGUCCUUCAGCCUUUGUUUUUUCCUCAUCUUUUCCGCUUCUGCCUGGAACAAUAACCAUAUCAAGAAGAAAAAAAUAGUUCUGAUUGCUACAUAAUCAAGAGCACGCAUGCUUCAGUUUGGAUAGGAAUCAUGCUGCAGUAUUUCACCUACUGCUUAAACUUACCAGUAUGAACAUGCAAUGAUGGAACCAGAAUUGAUUUAGAAUAUAGUAUGUCCCUGAUACUAUAUGACACAUAUGAAGAAAUGAAUUCUGCUCUGAAAAAUGUAUUUAUUCAAGCUUUGAUGCCAACAAAUAGAAGCACUAUUUCUACUAUUUUUAUGCUGGUUUAUCCCAAGCCAGAGAUUCAACAAUGAAGUUUGUACUGAAAUUUGAAUAGAGUAUUUGUAUAAAGUGUGUGUAUGUGUACUUUGACUCCUAUAAUAUGGAUAAGGGUUUUUUUUGCUUUUGGCAUCAGAUGACAAUAUGAUGCAAUUGAAUGGAAGGUCAUUUACCUACACAAGCAUAUUUUUAGCUUCAUGGAUUACUUGACAAUAUAAAACAGACAUCUGACAGUGUUUGAUUGUUUGAUUGGCAUUACAAUCUUGGUACAGACAUGCUCUAUAUUAAGAAACAACUCCCAUGUGACAUUUGACUUGCAUUUUUAAAACUGGAUUUAUUUGUAUUCCCAGCUUCUACAUAUAAUAAUGUAUUCUAUUGUAUAUCAGUUCUGAUUCCUUUAUAGCUCUUGGACUGUUUUUCUAAAAAGGGAUAGGAUUGUAAUAAUUAGGAAGCAUGAUAAGAAACUGAACAGGGUGUGUUAUUUCAAACACUGUUUAAAAUAAAAACAGUAGUAGAGAAUAUCACAAUAGCCAGCUAAAUAUAGUAAUGGAUUAGAAAGCCAUUGUUUCCAAUCCUGCCAUAUAAACUUAGACUCUUUAAAUGGAAUGCCACUUGACCUUUCAUCAGCCAGUGUUUGUAUUUAACUGAUGCAGGGACAACAGAUCACCCAUUAUAGGUGUCCAGUGUUGACAUGACAGGCCCGUAUAUUUCAUGCAGUCAUGUUCAGGAGACACAAACCCAGCACUCUUGAGCAUAAGAAAGAUCUUGCCAUCCAGGGAUCAGCAUUGCCUACACCUUAUAAUGGCAUGAGAAGUUUUUUCAACUUAUCCCAACUUGUACUUUCUGCUGGCCACCUAAGACCACUGCCAGUUCUUAGACAUUCAAAAAUCACUUAUGUUGAAGUGGAGAUUCUUGAUGCCCACAGCAAAAAGCAGAUCUGUGUAGUGGAUAAGAUGCCACCAUCAUCAACACUUCUUGAUGUAAAACAUAAGUUUCACAAAAUAUGUCCACAAUGGUACCCAUCUCGCAUAGGCCUGCGACUAGAACGUAAUGGGCCCUAUUUAAAAGAUUCUGUUAAUAUAAAGAGUCUUGCAGCAUCUUCUAUUAUUACACUGUAUUUCACAGACAUGGGACAGCAAGUGAGCUGGAUAACAGUUUUCCUAACUGAAUAUACAGGUCCUCUUCUAAUCUAUCUGUUGUUUUAUUUUCGUUUCUCCACUAUUUAUGAUGCAAAAGAAAGUGCAAGAUGUUUACGCCAUUCUGUAGUUCAUUUGGCCUGCAUCUGUCACUGUUUACAUUAUAUCAGGCUUCUUCUGGAAACUCUCUUUGUGCACAAGAUUUCAGAAGGACAUACACCACUGAAAAAUAUGAUCAAGGGCUGUGUUUUUUACUGGGGAUUUACUUCUUGGUUUGCUUACUACAUCAACCACCCCCAGUAUACUCCUCCAUCAUUUGGAAACAAGCAAGUUUCUUUGGCUACCUUUGGAUUUCUGGUAUGUGAAGCUGGAAACCAUUUUAUCAAUGUGGCUUUGGUUCAUCAAAAUCAGUCAGGAAAUAAAGUAUCUUUUCCGAAUCCAACACUCAAUCCUUUCACAUGGAUUUUUACACUUGUUUCCUGUCCAAAUUACACAUAUGAGUGAUGGGAUUGCCAGUUCGUUUGGCAUUAGUUCUGGCAUGGAGUUGAAACUUUGACCAGUAGCUAUUUGAAAAGGAGUGUAAUCUGUGCUGGAGUGAACUGCAUUAUUGUAGGCAACUUCUGCAAAAGGGAGUAGGUGCGUCCAAUUUGUUUGCUGGAAAUUAAUAAAGCAUCUUAAGUAUUGCUCAAGUACUGAAUUAGAUUUCUCUGCUUGACUGUUGCCUUGAGGAUGAUGACUAGAUGUCAGUCCCUGC